Molecule: messenger RNA, 1002 nt
Organism: Bombina bombina (fire-bellied toad)
Lineage: Eukaryota; Metazoa; Chordata; Amphibia; Anura; Bombinatoridae
Product: alcohol dehydrogenase 1-like
Exons: 1
Coding region: 412-768 (118 amino acids)
Biological process (GO): retinol metabolic process; retinoic acid metabolic process
Cellular component (GO): cytosol
Molecular function (GO): all-trans-retinol dehydrogenase (NAD+) activity; zinc ion binding
Source: RefSeq, a predicted model, not a curated record
UACAAAGGUGUGCUGUUGGACACCACAACCAGAUUCACCUGCAAGGGACAGAUGCUACACAAUUUCAUAUGCUGCAGCACCUUCACAGAAUAGACUGUGGUGGAUGAAAUAGCUGUCGCUAAGAUAGAUGAUAAUGCUCCUCUGGAUAAAGUGUGUCUGAUUGGCUGUGGCUUUUCUACAGGAUAUGGCUCUGCAGUGAACAUUGCUCAGGUUACCCCUAACUCCUUGUGUGCUGUGUUUGGUCUAGGUGUUGGCCUUUCAGCCAUUAUUGGAUGCAAAGUAGCAGGUGCUUCUAAGAUCAUUGCAUUUGAUGUAAACAAUGAUAAGUUUGCUAAAGCAAAAGAGUUAGGAGCCACUCACUGUGUCAACCCAAAGGAAUUUAAGGAACCCAUACAUGAGGUGCUGGCAAAUAUGACCGAUGGAGGAGUGGACUACGCAAUUGAGUGCAUUGGAAAUGUUGAUAUAAUGACAUCUGCACUUUUGGGUGCUCAUCAUGGCUGCGGGACUUCUGUUAUUGUUGGCUUGGCUCCUGCAUCAGUGAAAAUGAAUUUUGGCCCUGCAUUAAUGCUCACUGGCCGCAAACUGGCAGGAGGAUUGUUUGGAGGUUGGAAGAGCAAAGAAGCUGUGCCAAAGCUGGUUUCUGAAUUUAUGGAUAAUAAGUCCCAGCUGGAUGGGCUAAUAAGUUACAAAUUUCCAUUUGAAAAAAUCAAUGAAGGGUUUGAGCUUUUGCGCAAGGGAGAAAGCAUAUGCACUGUGCUUGAGUUCUGAGACCCUCAGGAACUUUUCCUCAUCUUAACAUAAUAUGAGACAUGAAUAAGGAAGAAGAGUGAUUUUAUAACAGAGAAAAUAUUUAGCGAUUGGCACCAUAAAGCUCACAAAUGAUACAUAAGUAUACUAACUAAAACUGGUGGAGGUUAUAUUGCAGACUAAAUUCACCUUAAAUAAUUCUCAAAUAGUAAGACAUUGGUAUAUUUAGCUAAAUACUAUUCUUGCUUGAAAAAA